AUGAUCGUGUAUGGCAAAGCUUGCCAUCUUCCGGUAGAGUUACAGCAUAGGGCGUUGUGGGCAUUAAAAACCGUAAACCUUGACCUUACCGAAGCCGCAAGAAGGAGAUUCUUCCAAAUUCACGAGUUGGAAGCUCUAAGGGAUGCUGCCUAUGAACGGAAGUUGAAAUCGAGAUGGAGUGGGCCGUAUGUGGUGAAGGAAGUGUUUCCAUAUGGCACGGUUGAAUUAUACAACGAAGUCGACAACGGUGUGUGGAAGGUAAACGGUCAUCGUUUAAAACAUUACUUGGGAGGUCCUAUUGAUACUACCGAAGAGGAAGAAAUUCCUCUAGAGGACCCACCUACCUUCACCGAUCAGUGA
Molecule: messenger RNA, 360 nt
Organism: Helianthus annuus (common sunflower)
Lineage: Eukaryota; Viridiplantae; Streptophyta; Magnoliopsida; Asterales; Asteraceae
Exons: 2
Coding region: 1-360 (119 amino acids)
Source: RefSeq, a predicted model, not a curated record